GGGCCCGAGCGGCGCUCGGGGCGGUGGCGGCGGCGGGCACUCGGCCCGGCCCGCAGGAGCAGCAGCAGCCAUGCCCGAACAAGCAGUUGCUGUGGCUGGAGGUAUAACAGGAGGAAUCCUUUUCUUUGUUCUCCUUGGAAUAACGGCGUAUCUGCUCUGGAAAAAAUUUUCCCGCCUCUUUUCUUAUGAAAAGCUCAUCAAUCCUGUCAAAACAACAAAUGCAAAUGCCAUUUUCCACGACCAGGCAAAUUCUGAAAUUCAACUAAAAAGCACAAGAUCCAGAAGUGUUCCAUUUAUCAUUCCACCAACACUGCAUGGGCGAGACUGGAUUCACCUGACAAAUGAAGAACAGGUUCAGGAAGACAGGGACCCCUACAUGACCCCUCAGUCUGGGCCACGCUCAUCAUUUCAUUCUUUGGCUGGAGCUUAUGUUGUGGGGACCAUUAACCCAGAUCUGUACAAGUUUCCUGAAGACAAAAGCGAAACAGAUUUUCCUGAUGGCAACAUUGGCCGCCUCUGGUUCUCCAUAGAAUACGAGCAGGAGUCAGAAAGGCUCCUUGUCUCCUUGAUCAAAGUCAGAAAGCUGCAGCCUCCUGCUGAUUCCUGUAGUUCAUUUGUGAAAAUCUACCUGCUGCCUGAUGAAAGAAGCUACCUGCAGUCCAAAACAAAACGUAAAACUCUUAACCCGCAGUUUGAUGAAAACUUUGUUUUCCAGGUUUCCAGUAAAAUGUUGCUCCAAAGGACUCUAAAGUUUUUGGUUUAUCAUGUUGAUAAACAGAAGAAGCAUCAUCUCCUAGGCCAAGUUAUCUUCCCACUAAAAAAUGAAGCAUUAACCGAGGACAACAAACUAGUCAUAUGGAGAGAUCUGGAGAAAGAAAACUUGGAGCCUCCUUCAGAGCAUGGUGAUAUCCAGUUCUCCCUGAGUUACAAUGACUACCUGGGCCGUCUCACUGUGGUGGUUCUGAGGGCAAGGGGAUUAAAGCUCCAGGAGGAGAGCCCUGCUGUUGGUGUGUAUGUCAAAGUCUCACUAAUGAACCACAAUAAAUUCAUCAAAAGUAAAAAGACAGCCACUCUUCUGGGAACUCCCAAUCCUGUGUACAAUGAAACCUUCAGUUUCAAGGCAGAUCAGACAGAGCUGGAUACAGCAAGCCUGAGUCUAUCUGUGCUCCAGAGUAACAAAGGAGAAAGUAAAAACACUUCUGCUGGGGCGAGUAGCAGUUGGGCCUUUCAUGUACACACGUGGCAAAGAACUGGAACACUGGAAUGAGAUGAUCAGCAAGCCCAAGGAACUGGUUAAACGAUGGCAUGCUCUCUGUCACAGCAUGUGAACAGCACUGAGAAAAAAAACCUUAACAUGGAAAAGCUCUUACUAUCUUUCUCAUCUAAAGGGUACAAAAAUCUUUGCUAAGAUUUUGUAUCCAAAGUAGAAAACAAUAAAAUAAAUUAUUUCCUUAACCAAACACAAAUAAAAGAUUUGGUCCCUGGUAGA
Molecule: messenger RNA, 1489 nt
Organism: Parus major (Great Tit)
Lineage: Eukaryota; Metazoa; Chordata; Aves; Passeriformes; Paridae
Product: synaptotagmin-15
Exons: 8
Coding region: 71-1267 (398 amino acids)
Biological process (GO): calcium-ion regulated exocytosis; regulation of calcium ion-dependent exocytosis; regulation of dopamine secretion
Molecular function (GO): phosphatidylserine binding; clathrin binding; calcium-dependent phospholipid binding
Source: RefSeq, a predicted model, not a curated record